Messenger RNA from Mollisia scopiformis, 1100 nucleotides. RefSeq lists its product as uncharacterized. Lineage: Eukaryota; Fungi; Ascomycota; Leotiomycetes; Helotiales; Mollisiaceae. The record is from RefSeq and is a predicted model, not a curated record. Bases 165 to 794 code for a protein of 209 amino acids. The transcript has a single exon.
AACGAAUGAAACAACCAUCACAGCUACGAACGCAAUCAUCUUCACACAGAACAAGUCGUCGAAAAAUACCUUGAUAUCUUAUACGAAACUCCUCGGUCUUACAAUCGAAUUCCUAAUACCUACGUGCCGAAUAAAUACCCAGCAACUCUACCUCGCCCCUCAACAUGCCUUUGAAAGAUCGCAUUCGUCGCGCAAUGGGGUCCGUGAGUUCGUCGUCUGGCUCUUCCGAGUCCAACUCCGGCUCUCGAGUACCAACAGCGACAAAUACGCCAGGCGCAAGCGGUGCAGCAACCCCAACUCCCUCGAAUUGCAAUUCGAAUGCCACCACCCCGACCAUAACCCUUACGAAGACGAACAACUCGACUCGCCUUAGUCUGACUAAGACCUUGACCUGGUCAAGAGAUAAAAGGAGCAAAGAGGAGAAGAUGGCAGACAAACAGCGAAAGCGUUUGGAAUACUGGGCAGAGAAGGAUCGCGAUGAAUGGUCGACCCCUGAAGACGGCCACAAGAGAAGCGGAAACAAGAAGAGAAGUAAACAACAUCAAGAUAUGCUCAGGCAAUUCGAAUUCGACUUCAAUGCAAGGAGGAGAAGCAUGUCGAGUUGGAUUUCAGGAAUCAGUCCCGGGCAGACGAGAGUAGGAAGCGUGGACAGCACCGAGGGCCAACAACUAUCACCGUUACCGUUGAGAAAGCGCAGCUCUGGUGCCGGGAUGGGAGCGAGUACGCUGAGUAGACAGGUUACGAGAGAAGAGCAAGAACCUGGCCAUGCCAUUCCCAGUGUCGCAGAAGAGUAAAGUACAUAGCAACAGAGCGGCCUUUGAUUUCGGUUGGCGGAUUGUAUGAUCGUUUCUGGGACUUGAAAAUUGGAGGCUCGGCGUUAUAUUUGCGUCUUGGAUAGUCGGUCUUUUGGGGUGUAUAUUACAAACACGUACGGGUACGGAAAAGGUUGGAAGUCGGGCGCUUGAUACUUUGGGGAGUUCGGGCGGUUCUUGCACAUAUGUCAAAGUCCUUGAAUUUUUAGUUCGUUUCCUACCAUAUAAGUUUUCGGAACCUUGACGAAGAGUAGAGAAUUUUCCAUGUUCGAAUUCUGUUGUCAACUC